This is a messenger RNA of Vitis vinifera (wine grape), 3730 nucleotides long. Its product is annotated as probable LRR receptor-like serine/threonine-protein kinase At3g47570. The coding region runs from base 1 to 3249 and encodes 1082 amino acids. Gene Ontology annotation, biological process: protein phosphorylation. The record is from RefSeq and is a predicted model, not a curated record. NCBI's taxonomy places the organism in Eukaryota, Viridiplantae, Streptophyta, Magnoliopsida, Vitales, Vitaceae. The transcript has 3 exons. Gene Ontology annotation, molecular function: protein binding; ATP binding; protein kinase activity.
AUGGUGUUGUCCUUCAAUUUAGUUGAUGAGUUUGCCCUUAUUGCUUUGAAAGCCCAUAUCACAUAUGAUUCUCAAGGCAUGUUGGCAACAAAUUGGUCUACAAAAAGCUCCCAUUGCAGUUGGUAUGGUAUUUCUUGCAAUGCUCCUCAACAAAGAGUUUCUGCAAUCAAUCUCUCUAACAUGGGUCUUGAAGGAACUAUUGCGCCACAAGUCGGCAACCUUUCAUUUCUUGUUUCGCUUGAUCUUAGUAAUAACUACUUCGAUGGCUCUCUUCCUAAGGAUAUUGGUUCCAUACCAACCACCAUUUUCAACAUGUCUUCUUUGCUCAACAUUAGUCUCUCCUAUAAUAGCCUCUCUGGGAGUCUUCCCAUGGAUAUAUGCUACGCCAAUCUAAAGCUCAAGGAGCUUAAUCUUUCAUCAAAUCAUUUGAGUGGAAAGGUCCCCACCGGUUUAGGCCAAUGUAUAAAGCUUCAAGGAAUUUCCUUAUCAUGUAAUGAUUUCACGGGAAGCAUACCAAGUGGAAUUGGUAAUUUGGUAGAGCUUCAGAGCUUAUCUCUCCAGAAUAACAGCUUGACAGGAGAAAUACCUCAAUCACUAUUCAACAUCUCUUCGUUAAGGUUUUUGAAUUUGGAAAUAAAUAACCUAGAAGGUGAAAUCUCUAGUUUUUCUCAUUGUCGAGAGCUUCGAGUGCUAAAAUUAUCAAUCAAUCAGUUCACUGGAGGCAUUCCAAAAGCCCUAGGGAGUUUGUCUGAUCUUGAAGAAUUAUAUCUUGGUUAUAACAAAUUGACAGGUGGAAUUCCUAGAGAGAUUGGGAAUCUUUCAAAUUUAAAUAUUUUGCACUUAGCGUCUAGUGGAAUCAAUGGCCCUAUUCCUGCCGAAAUUUUCAAUAUCUCUUCAUUGCACAGGAUUGAUUUCACUAAUAAUAGCCUAUCGGGGGGUCUUCCAAUGGAUAUUUGUAAACAUCUUCCUAAUCUCCAAGGGCUCUAUCUUUCUCAGAAUCAUCUCAGUGGUCAACUUCCUACAACUCUAUUUUUAUGUGGAGAGCUCCUGUUACUGUCAUUAUCAAUCAAUAAAUUCACGGGAAGCAUACCAAGAGACAUUGGCAACUUAUCAAAGCUUGAAAAGAUCUAUCUAAGCACCAAUAGCCUCAUAGGUUCCAUUCCAACUUCAUUUGGUAAUUUGAAGGCCUUAAAAUUCCUUCAGUUGGGGUCCAACAAUCUUACAGGGACGAUACCAGAAGAUAUUUUUAACAUCUCUAAACUACAGACCCUUGCGUUGGCGCAAAAUCACCUUUCAGGCGGUCUUCCAUCAAGUAUUGGCACUUGGCUUCCAGAUCUUGAAGGGCUUUUUAUAGGAGGCAAUGAAUUCAGUGGAACAAUUCCAGUGUCUAUUUCAAAUAUGUCAAAACUUAUCCGGCUACACAUAUCGGACAACUAUUUCACUGGUAAUGUGCCAAAAGAUCUCAGUAACCUAAGGAAGCUUGAAGUUCUCAACCUUGCAGGCAAUCAAUUGACUGAUGAACACUUAACCUCUGAGGUUGGUUUUCUUACUUCUUUGACAAAUUGCAAAUUUUUGAGAACAUUGUGGAUAGAUUAUAAUCCUUUAAAAGGCACUCUUCCAAAUUCACUAGGGAAUCUUUCCGUUGCUCUUGAAAGUUUUACAGCAUCAGCCUGCCAUUUCAGAGGAACCAUUCCCACAGGAAUUGGUAAUUUGACCAAUUUGAUAUGGCUGGACCUGGGAGCUAAUGACUUAACAGGGUCGAUUCCAACUACAUUGGGACAUCUACAAAAGCUCCAACGAUUGUACAUUGCUGGAAAUAGAAUACAAGGAUCCAUUCCAAAUGAUCUUUGCCAUUUGAAGAACUUGGGAUACUUGCAUUUGAGUUCUAACAAAUUGUCUGGAUCAAUCCCAAGUUGUUUUGGAGAUCUUCCUGCGCUACGAGAACUCUCUCUUGACUCCAAUGUGUUAGCUUUCAACAUUCCUAUGUCCUUUUGGAGCCUUAGAGAUUUGAUGGUUCUUAGCUUGUCUUCAAAUUUCUUGACUGGUAAUCUACCUCCCGAAGUUGGAAACAUGAAGUCCAUUACAACAUUGGACCUGUCAAAGAACCUUAUUUCAGGUUACAUUCCAAGAAGGAUGGGAGAACUACAAAAUUUGGUUAAUCUUUGCUUGUCCCAAAACAAACUACAAGGCUCAAUACCUGUAGAAUUUGGUGAUUUGCUAAGCUUGGAAUCCAUGGAUCUAUCUCAGAACAAUUUAUUUGGAACCAUUCCCAAGUCAUUGGAGGCCCUUAUUUAUCUCAAGCAUCUAAAUGUUUCUUUCAAUAAACUACAAGGAGAAAUUCCGAAUGGAGGACCUUUCGUAAAUUUCACUGCUGAAUCGUUCAUCUUCAAUGAAGCCUUAUGUGGAGCACCUCAUUUUCAAGUCAUAGCAUGUGAUAAAAACAACCGCACUCAAUCAUGGAAGACAAAGUCAUUCAUCUUGAAAUAUAUUCUACUACCAGUCGGAUCAGCAGUAACUUUAGUGGCUUUCAUUGUUCUGUGGAUACGUAGACGAGAUAACACGGAAAUACCAGCUCCAAUUGAUUCAUGGCUUCCUGGAGCACAUGAAAAAAUUUCACAGCAGCAACUUCUUUAUGCAACAAAUGGCUUUGGUGAAGACAAUUUGAUUGGGAAAGGAAGCCUAGGCAUGGUAUACAAAGGGGUAUUAUCUAAUGGCUUAACUGUUGCUAUAAAGGUUUUCAAUUUAGAAUUCCAAGGAGCCUUGAGGAGUUUCGAUUCAGAAUGUGAAGUGAUGCAAGGGAUCUGCCACCGAAAUCUUAUCAGGAUAAUUACCUGUUGCUCAAACCUUGAUUUCAAAGCAUUGGUGCUCGAAUAUAUGCCUAAAGGAAGUCUUGAUAAGUGGUUGUAUUCUCAUAACUAUUUUUUGGAUCUCUUCCAAAGAUUAAAUAUUAUGAUAGAUGUAGCAUCGGCAUUGGAGUAUCUUCAUCAUGAUUGUUCGAGCCUUGUGGUGCAUUGCGACUUGAAGCCCAGUAAUGUUUUGUUAGAUAACAACAUGGUUGCUCAUGUGGCUGAUUUUGGGAUUGCAAGACUCUUAACUGAAACAGAGUCUAUGCAGCAAACAAAGACCUUGGGCACAAUAGGUUAUAUGGCACCAGGUAAAGUUCCUCACUACUUAUAUGCCUAUUUACUACAAAAAAACAAAAAAUUAGUAUCUACCUUAUUUUAUUAUAUUUUUUUGUUGAAUUUAUGACCAAAACUAACAUCACACGCAAGCAGAGUAUGGCUCAGAUGGGAUAGUAUCCACAAAGGGCGAUGUUUAUAGCUAUGGGAUCUUGCUUAUGGAAGUAUUUGCAAGGAAGAAGCCUAUGGAUGAAAUGUUCACUGGGGAUGUAACCUUGAAGACUUGGGUGGAGUCAUUAUCCAGUUCAGUGAUAGAGGUUGUUGAUGCCAAUCUAUUGAGAAGAGAUGAUGAAGACCUUGCCACAAAGCUGAGCUAUUUAUCCUCACUUAUGGCUUUAGCUUUGGCAUGUACAGCUGAUUCACCUGAGGAGAGGAUCAACAUGAAAGAUGUGGUAGUUGAACUCAAGAAGAUCAAAAUCAAACUGUUGAUGUAAGGAUUACUUCAAAAGAUGGGAUGGAAUUUAAGAACAUCAAAGUGUUUCACAAUACUUCAUGUCAAUAGUUCAAAGGAAGUCGGAAGUCGGAGCUGGUUAAGAGUACACAAAACAACA